Molecule: messenger RNA, 1406 nt
Organism: Ziziphus jujuba (common jujube)
Lineage: Eukaryota; Viridiplantae; Streptophyta; Magnoliopsida; Rosales; Rhamnaceae
Product: nuclear transcription factor Y subunit B-3
Exons: 1
Coding region: 473-1075 (200 amino acids)
Biological process (GO): regulation of transcription by RNA polymerase II
Cellular component (GO): CCAAT-binding factor complex; nucleus
Molecular function (GO): DNA-binding transcription activator activity, RNA polymerase II-specific; RNA polymerase II cis-regulatory region sequence-specific DNA binding; protein heterodimerization activity
Source: RefSeq, a predicted model, not a curated record
CCCACCACUCAAUCAAUCGAACGGUUCCAAUAUCCACCGCGUAAACUCACACUUAUCGACAAACAACGGUCUUCAUUGAUCCACGUGUCCUCAAGAUAUACGUUAUUAACACAAUGAUCCAACGGACCCAAACUCACUCUGUUCUCAAAAGUCUCAUUCCCUCUCGCGCUCUCGCUCUCUCUCUCUCUCUCUCUUUGGCGCCGGAAAUUGAAACCGCCUCCGCCCGACGAAUCUCCGAUCAAAUUCGCCGACCUCAAUUCCCACUCAGUACCAAUCGAAUUUCACAGUCUUCGAUUUCUUGGUUUUCGUAAUUUCUCUGCAAAAUUGAAAAACCCCGCAGCCUUCCUUUGUUCUCAGCAAGCUCCAAAACACUGAAUUCCAUGUUCAUCCACUAGAUUAUAAAAUUUGUUAUUAUUUUUUUGAAACUUUAAUUUCAAAAAAAGGAAUCGAAAAGCUCGAGAAAUUUUCAACAAUGGCGGACUCAGACAACGAGUCGGGAGGGGGGCAGAACGCCGGGACGAACAACAGCGAGCUGUCACCUCGAGAACAGGACCGGUUCUUGCCGAUAGCGAACGUAAGCCGGAUCAUGAAGAAAGCGUUGCCGGCGAACGCGAAGAUCUCAAAGGACGCCAAAGAAACGGUGCAAGAGUGCGUAUCGGAAUUCAUCAGCUUCGUCACCGGGGAAGCAUCCGACAAGUGUCAAAGAGAGAAGAGGAAGACCAUCAACGGCGACGAUCUGCUGUGGGCCAUGACUACGCUAGGCUUCGAGGAGUACGUGGAGCCUCUCAAGGUCUACUUGCAGAGGUUUAGGGAGAUGGAGGGUGAGAAGACCGCGCCCCUGGGGGUGGCGCGUGAGAAGGACGGCGGUAGUGGGAGCGUGGGGAAUGGUGGUGGUGGGGUGGGUUAUGGAGAUGGAGGUGGUGGGGGUGGUGGUGGGGUAUAUGGGAGUGGAAUGGGGAUGGUGAUGAUGGGGCAGCACCAUCAGCAUCAGCAUCAGGGACAGGUGUACGGUUCUGGUGGAUUUCAUCAGAUGAGUAAGAGUGGGCCUGGGUCCAAUUCAGCUAGGCCCAGGUAGUGUUUGGUCCAAUCUCUCCAAUUUGUAUCAUCCUACUUUAUGGUGUUGUUACAAAACACACAAAACACAUAAAAGAGUGGAGUCUGAUGCUUCUUGCUUGUUAUUAUAUUGUUCAGUAAUUUGGGUAAAACGUCGUUUGUAAUGUGUAGACUAAUAGGAGUAGGAUUCUAGGUUUCUUCAGUUGGGGAUCAAAGAUGAAUCUACAUGGUUUGUAAUGUGUAGACUAAUAGGACUUGGUUUCAUUAGUUGAGGAUCAAAGAUGAAUUUGUAGAUUGUACCUAAUAACCUCAAAAAGGGUUUAUUUGCAUUCAAAAAAAUCCUACUUUGUUAA